GAGUUGUGGCACUUAACUGUCAUGGCGGUAGGCUGUAUCCGCGUGUAGAUUUUAGGUCAUUUGGGUGUAUAUUAGUCAAAGUGGGUUUGAUAUAGAGUUUUUUAUAUUUUAUUUCUUAAAUAAUUUAUUUUGUAAUUAUGUACAACUGGUGUUAGUCACACCUUCAGAAAUGCUGCGGCAGGCGACGCGGCUGUGCACUCACUUUCCUGUGAGGUCGUGCACAAGAUCAUAUCUUUCAGAAAGAAAGAAGUUUUAUCAGGAUGUCAGCAUUAGUCAAGGUGAAGGUGGCUUAUUUGAGGUCAGUCUGGAUCGUAGGAAGCUGAAGACACCUGGGGGCAAAUUGUUUGCAGUAGCAAGUGAGCCUUUGGCAAUAGCUGUUGCAACAGAAUGGGACAGCCAGAAGGACACUUUGAAGUUUUACACAAUGCAUCUGACCACAUUGUGCAACACUGCAAUUGAUAACCCAACACAGAGAAACAAAGAGCAGAUCAUCACAGCUGCCCUCAAGUACCUGGAAACAGACACUGUCUGUUACAGGGUAGAGGAGCCCCAAGGCCUGGUAGAAUUACAGAAAAAUGAAUGGGAUCCAGUUAUACAAUGGAUCGAAAAAAGAUAUGAUGUUGAGAUUGGUUCCUCGUCUAGCAUUGCAGGCCCUACCAUUCCACAGAGGACAAGGGACACAUUUAGCCAACAUCUGGCAUCGUAUGGUUUCUGGGCUUUAACAGGUUUGGAGUUCGUCAUAACACAGCUGAAAUCGGUUGUCCUUCCCUUCGCAUUGAUUGACAGACACCUGACUGUUGAAAAGGCUGUCCUGCUGUCCCGGCUAGAGGAAGAGUAUCAGAUCCAGCGCUGGGGCAGCGUGGAGUGGGCACAUGAUUACGAUUGUCAGGAGUUACGCUCACGAACUGCAGCUGGGACCCUUUUUGUUCACUUGUGUUCAGAAGCAUCAACCAUCAAACGAAAACUGCUGCAAGGGUGACAGGCCAAAUCAACCUGAGACCUGGCAGCUAGAGCUUGGGACUCAUUGUGAGGCAGUCUUAAAUGUGAGUGUGCUGUUACACCCCACCUCACUCCUUUUUCCACUGCCGUGAUCUGUGCUUGUGUUGGCAGAACUCUUCUCCUUGAUGGAAACAGAUUUUGCCUAUAAAUGUUUUAAAGUGGAACAAACCAGGCAUCUUAUAAAACAUACAACUGAUAUAUUUAAAAAAUAAAUUAAACAAGGAGAGU
Molecule: messenger RNA, 1227 nt
Organism: Erpetoichthys calabaricus (reedfish)
Lineage: Eukaryota; Metazoa; Chordata; Cladistia; Polypteriformes; Polypteridae
Gene: atpaf2
Product: ATP synthase mitochondrial F1 complex assembly factor 2
Exons: 8
Coding region: 170-979 (269 amino acids)
Biological process (GO): mitochondrial proton-transporting ATP synthase complex assembly
Cellular component (GO): mitochondrion
Source: RefSeq, a predicted model, not a curated record